This is a messenger RNA of Lolium rigidum, 2227 nucleotides long. RefSeq names its product putative wall-associated receptor kinase-like 16. The record is from RefSeq and is a predicted model, not a curated record. The transcript is spliced from 3 exons. Gene Ontology annotation, cellular component: plasma membrane. Gene Ontology annotation, molecular function: calcium ion binding; ATP binding; protein serine/threonine kinase activity. NCBI's taxonomy places the organism in Eukaryota, Viridiplantae, Streptophyta, Magnoliopsida, Poales, Poaceae. Gene Ontology annotation, biological process: protein phosphorylation; cell surface receptor signaling pathway. Bases 1 to 2226 code for a protein of 741 amino acids.
AUGUCACUUGAUCUCCUGGCGGCAGCAGUUGCCGGCGCUGCCCCGACGGCCUUGCCCGGCUGCCCGGAGGCCUGUGGACACGUCACCGUCCCCUACCCGUUCGGCUUCCGUCAAGGGUGCUUCCACCCAGGCUUCAACCUCACCUGCGACGAGACGCACCAUCCGCCCAAGCUGUUCCUAGUCGGCCGGGUUGAAGUGGAAGAGAUCUCCCUGGCGGGUGGCACGGUGCGUGUCCAGAGCAGGGUGGUGACCGAUCGGAACCUAGCCUCCGGAGCAGCUGACAGAAGCAGCGCCCUGAAGCCAUCUAUCAACUCAAGCGGCUUGUGGUCCGAUGGCCUAACGACGGGCACCGGCACGCGGUUCACCGUGUCCACCCAGCACAACGUCUUCGUGUUCAUCGGCUGCAACUUCAUCGCAUAUCUCGUUGCCAAUAACGAGUACGUCAGCGCAUGCGCGGCGCUCUGUGACGGAAGGAUUCGAGCAGCCGGGGACACCUCUUGCUCGGGUGUCGGCUGCUGUCGGACGUCCAUCGCCCAAGGUUUGCCAGCUUACGGGCUGCAGUUCCAGGAUCUGGAGAGUGACUACAGUUCGUCGUGGAGCGCCUUCAUAGUCGACGCCGAGUGGUUCAACGGUAUUAACGUAGGCUCUAUGCAGAAUAACACAUUCGAUCAUUUUUAUGCAUAUGACCAUGAAUCUCAACGGAGCCAGCGUCACAAGGUAAUUACGAGCGUGCCAACCGUGCUGGCAUGGUGUCUGGAUGUAGAACGCGACCAUGACUUGAUCGUGUUUGACCCCGAUUAUGGUUGGAGAUGCACAAGCUUGAACAGCUUCGCCGUGGGAGCAGUAAGCUGCAACUGCUCGGAAGGAUACGAAGGCAAUCCAUACUUCGCUCACGGAUGCCAAGAUAUAGAUGAGUGCCUACAGCCAGAUGUUUAUCCAUGCCUGCACGGAACCUGCAUCAAUAUGCCAGGGACAUAUCGAUGCUCAGUCAGCUCAGCAAAGAAAAAUAUCAUCAGCCUCCCAGGAUUAAUCACCGUAAUUACAAUCAGUGCUGGUCUUGGCCUAUUGUUUUCGCUUCUUGGGGUUUCCAAAAUCACCAAUAGACUCAAACAAAUAAGAGCUGAGAAGUUGAGACAAAAGUUCUUCAAGAAAAACCAUGGACUGCUCCUGCAACAGUUAAUCUCUUCAAACAAAGAUACAGCCGAAAGAACGAGAAUUUUCAGCUUGGAAGAGCUAGAUCAAGCAACCAACAAAUUUGACCAUAAUCGCAUAGUUGGUGGGGGUGGCCACGGCACGGUGUAUAAAGGAAUUUUAUCUGAUCAACAUGUUGUGGCCAUCAAGAAGGCUAAAAUUCUCGUUCAAAGGGAAAUUGACCAGUUCAUAAAUGAGGUUGUCAUACUUUCACAGACAAACCAUAGAAACGUGGUGAAACUAUUUGGCUGCUGCCUCGAGACAGAAGUUCCUCUACUAGUUUAUGAGUUUAUAUCAAAUGGUACUCUCUCAUUUUAUCUCCAUGGCCAAAGCAAGAGCCCAUUUUCAUGGAAAGAUAGGUUAAGAAUUGCUUUGGAAACUGCAAGGGCUAUUGCAUAUCUUCAUUCUGCUGCUUCCAUAUCAGUAUACCAUAGAGAUAUCAAAUGUGCAAACAUCCUGCUUACUGAUACCUUAGCAGCAAAAGUAUCAGAUUUUGGAGCUUCAAGGUCAAUUGCAAUAGAUGAGACUGGAAUACUUACAGCUGUCCAAGGAACCUAUGGUUACCUUGAUCCAGAAUACUACUACACUAGUCGGCUCACCGAGAAGAGCGAUGUUUACAGCUUUGGGGUCAUCCUGGCAGAGCUACUGACAAGGAUGACACCAGUUUUUUCUUCUCAUUCCUCAGAAUGCACGAGCCUAGCAUCACAUUUUGUGUCACUUAUGAGAGAAAAUCGCUUUUUAGAUAUUUUAGAUAUACAGAUUGUUGAGGAGGGAGGGACUGAAGAUGCUGAGGUGGUUGCAAGACUUGCAGAAUCAUGCUUAAGUUUAAAAGGCGAAGAAAGGCCUACAAUGAGGCAAGUGGAGACAACACUUGAAGAUGUGCAUAACUCAAAGAUCUAUCUCAUUUCUCAGAUUGCAAGAGUGAACCAUAUUGCUAUAAAUGAUCAGUCAUACAAGGGAAGCAGAGGUGGCGAAGGAACUAGACUAUACAGCUUGGAGAAAGAGUUCAUCCAGUCAUCUGAAGUUCCUAGAUGAU